AGGAGUUGAUGAAGAGCCUUACCUUACCUCUCCUGUCUCUGCUCUCAGUUUUAUUCCGGUUGAAAUUAAGUAAACGUGCCCGUGGUUUGGAUUUUUGAAGUGCUCGAUGUCUGAAACGAGGUCCCCACUUCCUCUGCUGUUCCGGAGGCACUCGAGCGGUGAGAUGAAGAACUUGGCAUCUGUUUCCAGCAGCCUCUUGCCUGCUUUCGGUACUGUGGUCAAUGAGAACUACCUGCAGCUUAAGAAAUAUGUGAUUGCUCCAUAUGAUAGGAGAUAUCGAAUAUGGCAAACUUUUCUGGUGGUACUGGUGGUGUACUCGGCAUGGGCAUCGCCGUUUGAGCUAGCUUUCAGAAAGGUCUCAACAGGGCCGCUCAUGAUCAUGGAUUUGGUAGUAGAUGGCUUCUUCGCUGUCGACAUAGUCCUAACAUUCUUCGUGGCUUACUUGGACAAGUCAACCUACCUCCUCGUAGAUGACCGCAAGAAGAUUGCAGCCCGGUAUCUCGCCAAGGUAUGGUUCCCCAUGGAUGUUGCAUCAACCCUUCCAUUUCAGACGAUAUAUAGAAUCUUCACCGGGAAGAGGGACAAGGGUGAUGUCUUCGGCUUCCUCAACUUGCUUAGGCUAUGGCGUCUCAGGCGGGUCAGUGAGCUCUUCUCAAGGCUAGAGAAAGAUACUCGCUUUAGCUACUUCUGGACAAGAUGCUGCAAGCUCAUAUGUGUUACACUAUUUGCAGUUCACUCAGCUGGUUGUUUCUACUUUUGGCUAGCAACACACCACAAAAAAGCAGAAAACACAUGGAUAGGGAGUCAGGUAUCUGGUUUCGAGGAUAGAAGCAUUUGGUUGGGAUACACCUAUUCCAUGUACUGGUCUAUUGUCACUCUCGCGACGGUCGGCUAUGGAGACCUGCAUGCUGUUAACACGGGAGAGAAGAUCUUUAACAUGAUCUAUAUGCUGUUCAAUAUCGGCCUCACAGCUUACUUGAUCGGUAACAUGACGAAUCUCAUCGUCCACAGCGCCAUUCGGACCUUCGCGAUGAGGGAUGCUAUCAAUGAGAUACUGCGUUAUGCGAGCAAGAACAGACUCCCGGAAGGCCUGAAAGAGCAAAUGCUGGCACAUAUGCAACUCAAAUUCAAGACGGCUGAAUUGCAACAGGAAGAAGUGCUUGAGGAUCUACCAAAGGCUAUCAGAACAAGCAUCGCCCAACAUCUCUUCCGUAACAGAGUCGAAAAUGCCUACCUAUUCAAAGGAGUCUCCGUGGAUCUAAUCGUCCAACUGGUAGCAGAGAUGAAAGCAGAAUAUUUUCCACCUAAGGUUGAAAUCAUCUUGCAAAAUGAGAUCCCAACGGAUUUCUACAUUAUAGUGUCUGGAGCAGUGGAUAUCCUAACUUACAAGAAUGGGAUGGAGCAGCAAUUGACAAAACUAGGGUCGUCGGAAAUGGUGGGAGAAAUUGGGGUGAUUUUCAAUAUCCCCCAGCCUUUUACGGUAAGGACUAAAAGGCUCUCCCAAGUUGUCCGUAUCAGUCAUCAUCAUUUCAAGCAAAUGGUGCAACCUCAUAGCCCUGAUGGAAAGAAAAUCAUUUGCAACUUCAUUCAGUACUUGAAGGGCUUGAAACAAGAGGUGGUAGAGGAGAUUGCAUUCCUAACGGAAACACUGGGUGAUAUUGACAUCGAGCGUAUGUUAUCAAAUGAAGAACAGCAGCAUGACGGCAACAUAAGUGGAAAUGAAGAUGGGAAUGAAACAAAAAACACAUCAACUCCAUUGUCAGACACACUUCCCAUUAGGGUGAUUAUUCAUGGACAUCAUCCCAAUGAAAACGAUAUGGAAGGUGACUCUGCUGGAAAACUAAUACAUUUGCCUAGCUCUGUAGAAGACCUUUUGGAAAUUGCAGAGAAGAAGUUUGGCAAAAAAGGAACUACAAUUCUCAUGGCUGAAGGAUCCAAAGUGGAAGAUUUGGAUGUUUUGAGAGAGAAUGAUCAUCUGUAUAUCUUUUAAAUUAAACUGAGUGUACUGAACACUAGAUGAUGCUUUCCAACGGCAGAAAAUGAAGCAAUGCAUCAUGGGAGAAUUCCACAAACUACAAUGAUGCAUUGACCCAUGGAAAGGACAAAAUGUAAGCUAGGAGCAUAAUUUCGAAAUGUAUCAUACUUCUGCUGAAAA
Messenger RNA from Punica granatum (pomegranate), 2155 nucleotides. The record is from RefSeq and is a predicted model, not a curated record. NCBI's taxonomy places the organism in Eukaryota, Viridiplantae, Streptophyta, Magnoliopsida, Myrtales, Lythraceae.